Molecule: messenger RNA, 885 nt
Organism: Pseudogymnoascus verrucosus
Lineage: Eukaryota; Fungi; Ascomycota; Leotiomycetes; Thelebolales; Thelebolaceae
Gene: RPC11
Product: RNA polymerase III C11 subunit
Exons: 3
Coding region: 76-450 (124 amino acids)
Biological process (GO): termination of RNA polymerase III transcription; DNA-templated transcription
Cellular component (GO): RNA polymerase III complex
Molecular function (GO): nucleic acid binding; DNA-directed RNA polymerase activity; zinc ion binding
Source: RefSeq, a predicted model, not a curated record
CAUUGAGAUAGCAGAUCAACCCUGUUCCGUUAUUUCGCUGUACUAGCUUCUGUUGGACACAGUACAGCUUGAGCAAUGCUGCUAUUUUGCCCCAACUGCUGCAAUGUUCUCACAGUCUCGCCAGUUCCGCCCUUAGCUGGCAACUCGGACGACGAUCCAUCUGCUGCCGCCGUAGGCCAAAACCGACUCGAGUGCAGGACAUGCCCAUACCAGUACCUCCUCACGAAGCGAUACUUUGAGCGCAAGACCUUCACCCGCGCCGAGCGCGAGGAUGUGUUCGGUGGGCCAGGCGCGUGGGACGAUGCACAGAAGGCCGAAGUACAGUGUCCUAGGGAAGGCUGCGAUUCCAACGAAGCUGCUUUCUUCCAGGUCCAGAUCAGAAGUGCGGACGAGCCUAUGACGAGCUUUUACAAGUGCAUGACCUGCAAUAACAGAUGGAGAGAGAAUUAAAAUAUCGAUAUCAACAUCGAUACACGAUACUUACACUUGGUACACGAUAACUGAAGCGGCGUCAAGACGUCAAGGAUGGCAGAGAUACCCUCAGAGCAUAAGGAGUUGGGAAGCCGUUCUGAAUUAGCAAGGCGUCGAUUGGAAUUAAUUGAACACAACACCGGGAUGGCAUGGCUUGAUAUUCUGCCCAGAGUAUUUGAGAGUUCAUAUCAACAGUCGGUGAGAGUUGGUGCCAAUAAGUCGUAAAUUUCUUGGGGGCAUGGCGGUGACACCCCAAGAAAAAACCAAAGCCGAAUAGCAAGCCACGUCAUAUCCGGCGCUCCCGUGACAUAGGCAAAUUCUCGGCAACCAAAUCGACAACAAAUUGCAAUAGCAACUACAUGUCCAGUAGAUAGAUGAGAGUCAUCAUAAAUGAAUAUAAACGUUAAAUCUGAU